GUCACAAUUCUACUCAAACAAAGCCACCGGACCUUCCCUACAUUUAACCAGUCUUUCUGUUUUGUUCCACUUCCAACACCAAACCCUUCUCUUCUUUGUUCUUAUUUCUCACACCCAAGAGCUAAGAACUCAUCUUUCUCUCCUCAAAUCUCAACCCUUUUCUCUUGAUCCACCACCUAAGCCUCUCCUCCCUUCCCUUCGCCUCUCAAUCAACCACAAUGGGCAAGGGUGGAUCUCUCAGCGAUAGUGUCUUGAAGAAGAUCCUUCUCUCCUACACCUAUGUCGCCAUCUGGAUCUUCCUCUCCUUCAGUGUCAUUGUUUACAACAAGUACAUCCUCGACAAGAAGAUGUAUAAUUGGCCGUUUCCCAUCUCCCUUACCAUGAUCCACAUGUCCUUCUGUGCCACUCUCGCUUUCCUUGUCAUCAAGGUCUUCAAACUUGUUGAACCCGUUUCCAUGUCCCGGGAUCUCUUCUUCUCCUCCGUCCUACCCAUUGGUGCUUUGUAUUCUCUAAGCCUUUGGCUUUCUAAUUCUGCUUACAUCUACUUGUCGGUUUCCUUUAUUCAGAUGCUCAAAGCUCUCAUGCCGGUCGCCGUCUAUUCGAUCGGGGUUUUGUUCAAAAGAGAGAGCUUUCAGACCGAUACUAUGGUCAACAUGUUGUCGAUCUCUCUCGGUGUCGCUGUUGCAGCGUAUGGGGAAGCAAGAUUUGAUACCUGGGGUGUUGUCCUCCAACUGGGUGCUGUUGCUUUUGAGGCCACUAGACUGGUAUUGAUUCAAAUAUUGCUUGCAUCUAAGGGGAUAACACUCAAUCCUAUUACUUCCCUUUACUACGUCGCGCCUUGCUGUUUAGUUUUCUUGUUUGUGCCUUGGAUUUUUGUGGAAUACCCUGUGUUGAGGGAGACUUCGAGCUUUCAUUUUGAUUUUGUCAUCUUUGGAACCAAUUCUUUCUGUGCUUUCGCCUUGAACCUUGCCGUGUUUUUGCUUGUGGGGAAGACUUCUGCUUUGACGAUGAAUGUAGCUGGUGUGGUGAAGGAUUGGUUGUUGAUCGCCUUCUCCUGGUCUGUCAUCAAGGAUACAGUGACCCCAAUCAACUUGUUUGGAUAUGGGCUUGCAUUUUUGGGUGUUGCUUAUUACAAUCAUGCCAAAUUGCAGGCAUUGAAGUCUAAGGAGUCUCAAAAGAAGGCUCAACAAACCGAUGAAGAAGCUGGAAGGUUGUUGGAGGAGAGGGACGGAGAAGGAACUGGGAGGAAAAGUGAAUCACAAAACUAAUCUGUUAUUUAAGAGAGAUAAUUUUAGAUAUAAAAUUGGAUGGAGAGUAUUGGAAAUAAGAGCAAAAUGGAGGCAAGAUAGCACCGGGAUUUGGUAUUGGGGGCAAAAGAAAUGGAGGGUGUCUCAGAUUUCUUUUGCUCAUUCGGUACUGUUUUUUUUAGGUUCAUGUUGGUUAUGCUAGUUAUGUUAGGGAUCUGGGAUUCCCUUCUCAGAUGCCCUGUAUUUUGUUUUUGUCUUUUUUCUUUUGCCUUUUUUUUUUCCGUUUAUAUUACCCGUGUUUAUUUAGGAACAUCUUUAUUCAUGGAGUUUUAGUGCUUCUUUAUUCAUAUAUUUUCUUCUUUUCCA
Messenger RNA from Manihot esculenta (cassava), 1613 nucleotides. Its product is annotated as probable sugar phosphate/phosphate translocator At5g25400. Bases 219 to 1268 code for a protein of 349 amino acids. The record is from RefSeq and is a predicted model, not a curated record. Gene Ontology annotation, molecular function: antiporter activity. The transcript has a single exon. Lineage: Eukaryota; Viridiplantae; Streptophyta; Magnoliopsida; Malpighiales; Euphorbiaceae. Gene Ontology annotation, cellular component: endosome; Golgi apparatus; trans-Golgi network.